Messenger RNA from Hordeum vulgare subsp. vulgare (domesticated barley), 690 nucleotides. Its product is annotated as cell number regulator 2-like. The record is from RefSeq and is a predicted model, not a curated record. NCBI's taxonomy places the organism in Eukaryota, Viridiplantae, Streptophyta, Magnoliopsida, Poales, Poaceae. Bases 116 to 526 code for a protein of 136 amino acids. The transcript is spliced from 3 exons.
CACACCGCCGCUCACACAAGUCCGGUGAGCUCCUUUAAUUCUGCAGGUAGUCCGGCGAGUGCGAGCUCUUACAAACGGCAAGUCUCUCCCAGCGCCGGCGGCAAGGCACGUCCACAUGGCCUCGUGGUCCACCGGCCUCUGCGGCUGCUUCCACGACGUCGGCGGCUGCUGCCUGACCUUCUUCUGCCCGUGCGUCGCCUUUGGGAGGAUCGCCGAGAUCGUCGACAGGGGGGCCAUGUCGUGCUGCGCGAGCGGGACGUUGUACAUGGUGCUGGCCAUGACGACCGGGGUGGGCACCGGCUUCUACUCCUGCUGGUACCGUGCCAAGCUGCGGGAGGAGCACGGGCUCGCGGAGAAGCCCUGCGGCGACUGCUGCGUCCACUUCUUCUGCGGCCUCUGCGCCCUCUCCCAGGAGUACCGGGAGCUCAAGAACCGUGGCUUCGACAUGAGCGCGGGAUGGGAAGCCAACGCGGAGAGGAUGGGGAAGAUCGCCGCUCCCCAUGUGAACCCCGGGAUGACUCGUUAGUCUCGGUCGAAAUGAAGUGCAAAUAAUUACCCGGCCUCCCCAGUAGGAGGGUCGGGCAUGCCAUCAUCCAGCUUCUACUCUAGUCUUCUUCCUUGUGAUCCAUGCAUGUACUAUGUGUUACUGAACCCUCCGAAUAAAAAGUACUCCAUCCGUUUCAAAAUAAA